Molecule: messenger RNA, 6226 nt
Organism: Triplophysa rosa
Lineage: Eukaryota; Metazoa; Chordata; Actinopteri; Cypriniformes; Nemacheilidae
Gene: pcsk5a
Product: proprotein convertase subtilisin/kexin type 5a
Exons: 37
Biological process (GO): peptide hormone processing
Cellular component (GO): trans-Golgi network; Golgi membrane
Molecular function (GO): serine-type endopeptidase activity
Source: RefSeq, a predicted model, not a curated record
AUGACACCUACAACUCUUUUUCCAUAUGCACUUUUUCUUGGGAUUGGACUCCAAUGUGUCCAGAUGAGAUUAUACACAAACCAUUGGGCUGUUAAAAUUACAGGAGGUCCGGAUCUUGCUGAUGUUAUUUCAGAAAAAUAUGGAUUUGUGAAUAUGGGCCAGAUUGGUGGACUGGUGGACCACUACCAGUUCUUGCACACUGGAACAAUGAAACGAUCCACUAUUGAAAGCAGAAGAAACCACAGUCUUAUUUCCAUGGAGACCAAGGUGGAGUGGAUCCAACAACAGAUGGUUCAGAAGAGAAUAAAAAGGACAGACACAAUGGAACAAACACACACCAUCGGCUUCAAUGACCCCAAAUGGGACAGCAUGUGGUAUAUUCACUGUGAUCAGAACUGCCUGACUGACAUGAACAUCAAGGCAGCAUGGCGCAGAGGUUAUACUGGGAAAGGGGUUGUGGUCUCCAUUCUGGAUGAUGGUAUAGAAAGACAGCACCCAGACCUGAAACAGAACUAUGAUGCACGAGCCAGCUACGAUGUUAAUGGCAAUGAUCCUGAUCCAACACCCAGAUAUGAUGCCACCAAUGAAAAUAAGCAUGGGACGAGAUGUGCUGGUGUGGUGGCUGCUUCUGCAAACAAUUCCCUCUGUGUAGUCGGAAUUGCCUACAAUGCAAAAAUUGGUGGUGUACGCAUGUUGGAUGGUGAUAUGACUGACAUAGUGGAAGCUCAAGCCCUGAGUCUGAGGCAGCAGUAUAUUGACAUCUACAGCUCUAGCUGGGGCCCAGAUGAUGAUGGCAGGACAGUGGAUGGCCCCGGUUCCCUUGCCCGAAUGGCUCUGGAGAGUGGGAUCCGCAAAGGCAGAAAGGGGCGUGGCUCCAUCUUUGUUUGGGCUUCAGGUAAUGGAGGCCAAAGUCAAGACCACUGCUCAUGUGACGGUUACACCACCAGCAUUUACACCAUUUCUGUGAGCAGCACCACCCAGAGCGGACGAAAGCCGUGGUACCUGGAGGAGUGCGCCUCCACUCUCGCCACAACCUACAGCAGCGGGGACAGCCAUAGCCUGGGCAUUAUAACAACCGAUUUGAGGCAGCGAUGUACAGACGAGCACUCUGGCACUUCAGCGUCGGCCCCUAUGGCCGCAGGAAUCAUUGCUCUAACACUUGAAGCAAACCCAUCUUUGACCUGGAGGGACGUUCAGCACAUCAUAGUGAAAACAUCUCGCCGUGGUCAUCUGAGCGCAUCAGACUGGCAGAGCAAUGGAGCUGGAUAUGAUGUUAGUCACCUUUACGGGUUUGGGUUGAUGGAUGCUGAAGCCAUGGUGAAAGAGGCAGAGACCUGGAAGCAGGUGCCUCCUCAACACAAGUGUGAGGAGAACACGGUCCAUAACGCCAGAGUCAUAAGUCCAGAGAUGGUGUUGAGAUCCGUGUAUAAGUCCACAGGCUGCUCCGCUCAGCGUCUGCAGCGUGUGGUCUAUCUGGAGCACGUUGUUGUAAGGAUCACAGUCGCACAUCCUCACCGUGGAGACCUGUCAAUCACACUUACAUCACCAGCCGGGACCCGCUCUCAGCUUCUCGCAAAUAGACCAAAUGAUCACUCCACUGAAGGGUUUAUUAAGUGGAAAUUCAUGACAACUCACUGCUGGGGGGAAAGACCAACAGGAGACUGGACUUUGGACAUCAGAGACACCCCCUCUCCAAGGAGAAACAGCCGAUUCCAAGGGAAACUGAUAGAGUGGUCUCUGGUGCUUUAUGGAACGUCCACACAUCCAUACACUCGACAUGAACAGCCUCGGUCUGCCCAGCUGCUGGCAGAAGAUGACACCACAGAGGAAUAUAAUGGUUCAUGUGACCCAGAAUGUAGUGAGGAUGGAUGUGAAGGACCUGGACCACACCAAUGUGUUUCCUGUUUGCACUUUUUCCUAAAGUUCAAAAACAAUACACGCACCUGUGUGCUUGACUGUCCGGUGGGGUACUGGGGUGAUAGGAAGAGGUGUAAAAAGUGCUAUUCCUCCUGUAUGACAUGUCUGGGUAGCCGCAGUGAUCAGUGCACGAUCUGUAAGCCUGGGUAUCAUCUGGAUGAAGAAAAGAACACCUGCGUGACCAGCUGUGUGCAUGGCUACUACCUCAACUAUGAGGACAACGUGUGCAGGAAGUGCAGUGAGAAAUGCAUGAAAUGCACCUCAGCCUCCAUUUGCACAGAGUGCUCUGAGGGCACCAGUUUGAUGGGUAACCGAUGUCAGAAGAGUUGUGAGGUGGGUCAAUACUACAGUGAGCUGAAGAACUCAUGUGAGCCCUGCCAUCCAGCCUGUGCUACAUGUGCAGCUGCAGGUCUAGAGUCAUGUAAUCGAUGCGCUGAAGGCUACCUGAUGGAGAACUGGAGAUGUGUGGCCACCUGAAGUGAAGGUUUCUAUCCUGUACAGCUGAACGCAGACAGCACAGAGACUCAGAGCACAUGCAAAAGGUGUGACGCAAGCUGUCUAGCAUGUGUUGGGCCAGGUAAAGGGAACUGUAGCAAAUGUGCGGAUGGACACACACUACAGGAUGGACAGUGUGUUUUCAGCCACAACUGUGAUGAUGGUGAAUAUCAGGCUGAGAGUGGAGAGUGCCAUGCAUGUGAUGUGGCCUGUUCUAGAUGUAAAAGUCCAAAGAGUGAUGAAUGUCUGAGCUGCACCAACAUACGUUUGUUGGAUGAGGGCCGUUGUGUGGUCAGUUGCUCAGAUGGGAAGUAUCCAUCCAGUGGACAGUGUCAUCUGUGUGAUCACACCUGUGCCCAGUGUGUAGAUGCUGGACCUUCUAACUGUACCAGCUGUGAUACAGAUAAGUUUGGGAUGGACCGUUACCUGUAUGGUGGUGAAUGUGUGGAUGCGUGUCCUCAGGCUUAUUUCCACACAGCACUGAAGGCAUGUGAGCCGUGUCCUUCACACUGCAAAGUCUGUUCAUCAGCCACACACUGCAUCAAGUGUGAGGACUCCUUCUACCUCAAUGAUGGCGUGUGUAAUGCGCUACAGUGUGGAGAAGGGGAGGUAGAAGAUCCAGAAUAUGAUGUCUGCAUGUCAUGUGAAGAGGGGUGUAAGAAAUGCGUUCUUUACAAUCCCAAGAACUGUUUGUCCUGCAUUGAUGGAUAUUACAAGUUUGAGGAGGGCUGCUAUAAACACUGUCCUGCUAAGACAUACACAGUGGAGGAGACCAUGAGCUGCGUGGCGUGUGAUCAUGACUGUGUCAGCUGUGAUGAAGAGGAGUGCUACUGGUGUGAAGCUGACUUGUUCCAGUCGGAUGGGAAGUGUGUGCGAGAAUGUCCCGAUGGUUUCUAUGGUGAUGAGGAAUCUCAGGAGUGUGAAGAUUGUCACACAGACUGCAGGACAUGCAGUGGACAAGAGGACAGCGACUGUGACUCCUGCAGUGAUGGACUGACACUUGAAAAUGGAGCUUGUGUGCCUGAACAGGAUACUUGUCUUUCCCAGACAUACCUCACUGAUGAUGGGGAAUGUGAUGCCUGUCACUCUUCAUGUGAGUCCUGCUGGGGAAGAACAAGGAAUCAAUGCAACACAUGUUUCAAAGGUCGGUUUCUGAAUGCAGAUCAGAUGUGUGUGGCGCGAUGUCCCGCGGGCAGCUUUGGCAGUAAGGAGACCGGCCAUUGUGAGACAUGUCCACAAGGUUGUGCCCAGUGCCAGGAUGAGCAGCACUGCACACGUUGCCAGUCGGCACGUAAAAGCCCUCUUUAUUUGCAGGCCGGCCAAUGUGUUGGCAAGUGUACUAGAGGAUCUCCAGUGGGGCAGGUGUGUAAGAACUGUGCUCCUGGUUGUUCAUCGUGUGAGAAGAAUGCAACAUACUGCCUGAGCUGUGAGGAGACAUUUCUGCUCCACAAACAUGAGUGUUUGGUGAACUGUCCGUCUGGACAUGCUGCAAGAGAUGGGGAGUGUGUGAAGUGUCCUGAAAACUGUGUGCUCUGCUCUAAAGAAAAUCUAUGCACAGAUUGUCAGGACAAGUUCUUCCUGCAUGCGGGUCUGUGUGUAAUGGUGUGUCCUGAUGGGUUUUUUGAGGACACAGAUCGCAGUAUUUGUAAGCGUUGUAACUCAGACUGUGAAUUAUGUGAUGGACCGGAAGCAAACAACUGUGAUUCCUGCUCUGAUCCUGACAGCAUGCUGCACAACGGAGCAUGUUUAGCCCCCUGUCCCACACAUACUUACAGGGAGAGCAGAUCUGGAGAGUGUACGGCAUGUGACAGCUCCUGCCUGACCUGUUCUGGCCCUCACGAUACGUCCUGCAUGAGCUGCUCUGAGGGGCUGGCGAUGGAUGCUCACAGUCGCUGUGUUACACCCACCACCUGCCCAUCACACCAUUACAGCAACCAGGACGGAGAAUGUCACCUGUGUCACAAAUAUUGCCACGAGUGCUCCGGGCCGCACCCGAACCAAUGUCUCAGCUGCAACCAGAAACACUUUCUUCUCAACAGCAGCUGUGUGGAGACGUGUCCAGAAGGUUUCUUCAGUGGAGAAACCCAGCGUUGUGAACACUGUCAACCCAACUGUUUGAGCUGCAUGGGACGACACAGCCAUGAAUGUCUUAGCUGCAGAGAACACCUCUACAGAGAUGCCAAAGAAUGUGUGGACACAUGUCGCUCUGGGCACUAUUCUGCGGCUGGCUCCAGGACAUGCGAGAGAUGUGAUGAGAGCUGUGGCGAGUGUACGCAGGCUGGAGCCGAGGGCUGCGUGCGCUGCAGAGAGGGAAUGAUAUUUGUCAGGAAACAGGGCCGCUGUGUGUUUUCCUGUCCUGAAGCGCACUACCACGACAAACACCACAAAACCUGUGAACCCUGCCACACCAGCUGUAAAACAUGUGCAGGCAGAGGACCUGAGGAGUGUGAUUCAUGUCGCCCAGGAUAUACACUGUCACAGGGUCUAUGUGAGUCACCUUGCAUCAUAGGAGCAUAUGCCGUGUCUGAGGAGCAGGCCUAUAACUGUGAGCCAUGUGAUGUGUCCUGUUUGGAAUGCAAAGGCCCUGGACCGCAUAACUGCACCAUGUGCCUAGAACAGUUCAUCCUGACAGCAGGGGGGCGCUGUUUGCCGUGUUGCAAAAUAACAGAACAGGAAGAUGCUGCUGAUGUUCAGCAGGAGUGCUGUAAUUGCACUGAGACCAGAGGCGAGUGUCUCCUCAGCACAAACUUUGCCUUCCGUAACCAUGAGGAAGAGGAAUUCACAGGAAACCUACCUCUCUUCAUCACCACCUCAAUCCUGCUUGUCCUCGCCUUAAUUGCUACAGUCAUCCUCAUUAAGCGCUCCCUUUCCAAACGCUCCUUGCCGGACACCCCUGUCCCCCGUGGGUAUGAGAAACUGGGCCACGGGGGCGGCAGAGAGAGCUUCCACCAAGGUACAACAUCAUCCACUUCCACCCACGGUGGUCACUCCAGCUCCAGUUCGGGACGCUUCCAAGAGGCGCAGCUGGUGGACUUUGGCGAUCUUAAGGGAAAUCACCAUGACGAUGAUGAGGAUGACGAAGAUGAAGAUAUUGUGUACAUGGGGCAAGACGGCACAGUGUAUCGUAAAUUCAGAUAUGGGCAACUGGGAGACGAGCCAGAAGAUGAGUUAGAAUACGAUGACGAGAGCUAUAACUUCCGAUAACACAGUGAAAUGAAAAAUAAUACAGUUGUCCAGUAGAAGGGUAAGUGUUCAAGACAGCAUUGUUAUAUAAUUAAUUGGUCAUUUCAGUCUGGCAAAGUUCUGAACUAACUUACAAAGUGAAUAAUAAUUAAUUUGAUUAUACUAUAUGCAAUUGACACAGAAUGUGUGCAUAGGAUGUUAAUUGUGGUUUAAAAGUGCUGUAAGUGAUUUUUAUGGCUGUUGUUAAAGCCAUGUCUCCACUGUUAUGUGACUAGUGACGACUAGUGACUUCUGAAGCAAGCAUCAUUUUAUCUGACCAAUCAUUUUGCAGGGUGCUGUCAUAGAGUCAGGUCACCAAUUUCAGUUAUACUUGUCAGGUAUUAUAAAUGUUUAUGUGUGCGUAUUUAAAAGACAUCACUUGCAGCACUUUAACAUUUUUAUGCAAGGAUUUGUAAAAGAGUGAUGCUUUUUUAUGAUUGUUAAUAUGGUUGUCUUCUCCAUGGUUGUUCAUUUAACAGCUUUUAUUUGGCAAGAGUUUUGUUCUGUUUUAACUGUGUGAGUGAACUUCAUGGAACGUUUCCUGUAUUUUUAACAGCCCCUGUGCAGUCAUUACCUCCCUUCUAUGGACUUU